This is a messenger RNA of Ictalurus furcatus (blue catfish), 1527 nucleotides long. RefSeq names its product coenzyme Q2 4-hydroxybenzoate polyprenyltransferase (gene coq2). The record is from RefSeq and is a predicted model, not a curated record. Gene Ontology annotation, cellular component: mitochondrial inner membrane. Gene Ontology annotation, biological process: ubiquinone biosynthetic process. Lineage: Eukaryota; Metazoa; Chordata; Actinopteri; Siluriformes; Ictaluridae. The transcript has 8 exons. Bases 93 to 1250 code for a protein of 385 amino acids.
CUACAGCACACAAAUCCUUCACGUUACCUACAUGUCACAACAUUAAUGUGUUCAUUGACAUGUAGGCAGCUGUCAUUGUCACAGUAUUCAAGAUGAUGUGUGCUAAGAUACUGACACUGCUUAGCUCACACCCACUACGCAGACUUCCAUCACAGACGUGUUUCACUUGUUUUACGACUCUCCAGAAGGACAGGAGAGAUUACAGUACUGUUUCACUUGCAUCAGGAUCCUGUUUUAUUAAGAGAGACUUUCAGAAACAGAGAAGGAGUUUGUCAGACAUCCUUCGCUAUGGUCUUAACAACAAAAGAUCUUUCAGCCUGAGUCCUGCAGGGAUAGUAGAUGCAUCUCCAGUGUCUGUUCAGCCAUACCUCCGCUUAAUGAGAUUGGACAAACCGAUUGGGACAUGGCUGCUGUAUCUGCCGUGUACAUGGAGCAUUGGGCUGGCGGCGGACCCGGGCUGCCUGCCUGACCUACACAUGCUUGCACUGUUUGGGACUGGAGCUCUGCUGAUGAGAGGAGCGGGCUGUAGCAUUAAUGACAUGUGGGACAGAGACUUCGACAAGAAGGUGUCCCGGACAGCCACGCGGCCCAUAGCUGCAGGACAGAUCUCUCAGUUCCAGGCGCUGGUCUUCCUGGGAGGCCAGUUGAGCUUAGCUCUGGGGGUCCUGCUGUGUCUCAACAAUUACAGCAUAGCCCUUGGUGUCGCCUCGUUAUCGCUAGUUGUCACCUACCCUCUAAUGAAGAGAAUAACAUACUGGCCUCAGCUCUUCUUGGGCCUUACCUUUAACUGGGGAGCUUUGCUUGGCUGGUCAGCCGUGAUGGGAUCAUGUGACUGGUUCGUGUGUCUGCCUCUGUAUUUCUCUGGCGUGAUGUGGACGCUGAUAUACGAUACCAUCUAUGCCCAUCAGGACAAAGAGGAUGAUGUUAAGUUGGGUGUGAAGUCCACAGCCCUGAGAUUUCAGGAACACACCAAGCCCUGGCUGAGUGCCUUCACUGUGGCCAUGCUGUCUGGAUUAAUACUGGUAGGCACUAAUGCAAACCAGACCAUGCCGUACUAUGUAGCCGUGUCUGCAGUUGCUCUUCAUCUAGCACGACAGAUUUAUUCUUUGGACAUCAACAGUCCUGAGGAUUGCUGGAAGAAGUUCGCCUCCAAUCGUAAUUUAGGACUUUUGUUAUUCUUAGGAAUAGUUCUUGGCAAUUUGUGGAAGAGAAAGGAUAGUCAAUAUGAAACAAUUAACCCCCCACCCUAGUUUAAAAAAAAAAAAAAACCCAAAACUUGUUUUUUAAAAUUAUGUAAAUACGAAUUUUGCUUAGUCAUAAUCAUUGACUUAAAACAUUUAGUAAAUUUUAAUAAACAGGGACAUGAUACUUAAUUUGUUUUGUAAUUGUUACAUUUAUUAAAAACAAUAAAAUCAAUGUGGACAUUGAGAACAGAGACAUCAGGUUACAUCUACAUACACUCAAAAGAAAAUCCUUACACAUUUCAGAGUUUUUUGUUUAUACAUGGAAUAAAAUAUAACAAACCUG